AUGGUGGUCCCCAACUACACCUGCCUCAAGCUGAAAAUGCCAGGCCCACGUGGUGUCAUCACCGUCGCAUCAAGCUUCCAGCGCACAUAUCAGUGCGAGAUGGACAACUGCGAGCUCGCCUCGGUAGUCUUGGCCUCCGAGGAGCUCGCCCUGAUCAGGACAGAGACUCCCCAGGAGCCUCCCAACUCUAACCGCAGGGUCGGGUCCUUUGAGCCCGCCGAGGGUGUCAAAGAGAUCCCUCGCGACCCCCAAGGGUCGGGUGAAAAGAAGUUGAGGGUCGGCUCGAUGCUGACCCCCAAAUAG
Panicum virgatum (switchgrass) is the source of this 303-nucleotide messenger RNA. RefSeq lists its product as uncharacterized. The record is from RefSeq and is a predicted model, not a curated record. The coding region runs from base 1 to 303 and encodes 100 amino acids. Lineage: Eukaryota; Viridiplantae; Streptophyta; Magnoliopsida; Poales; Poaceae. The transcript has a single exon.